GGAAAACGAAAGUAAUCUUGACAGAAUACUGCAUUAAACAAAACUACACAAAUAUAUGCAAUUUUUCAGAAGAUUCCCAUUGAAUUUUCAACAAAACUGAGUUUUAGGAGAAUGUUUUCUUCAAGAACAACUCAUGAAGUACUCCCAUUUGGAGAGCUAAUAGAUGAUUGGUGGAAUCUUCAGGGUCCGGCAAAGCCCCUACAUGCUAUGAACAAUUUGAGAGUGCCUUUAGUAAAAAAUGGGUUGAUUAAUCAAGGAGCUGUAUCAAAAGAGAAUAUUAAUAGCUCGAAACCGCUUGAAGGGUUGUCCAUAUUAGAUGUUGGAUGUGGCGGUGGUAUUUUGUCAGAAGCUCUAGCACUUCUAGGAGCAAAAGUUACAGGCAUUGAUUCACAUCCCAAAGCCAUCGAGCUUGCAAAAUAUCAUGCCCAACAAAAUAAUCUAUCCAUUGAUUAUUGUUCUAGCUCUAUUGAGGAAUAUGCUAGGAAAAAUUUGGAAAAGUUUGAUGCUGUAGUUGCUUCUGAAGUUAUUGAGCAUGUGACAGAUAAAGUGCAAUUUAUAGAAGCUUGUGAAAAAUCUCUAAAACCUGCUGGCUCCAUAUUUCUGACUACAUUGAGCAAAACUAUAUUUACGAAAAUUAUUGCAAUUUAUUUAACUGAAAAUGUUUUCAACAAGGUUUUCGAUUUGCUUCCCAAAGGCACCCAUCAAAUUGGGGAUUGCAUUAAACCUGAGCAAUUGCAAAAAUUAUUAGAAAACCGUAAUUUUGUGCUUUAUUCAUUUGCAGUUGAACUUAUCAUUUUUCUUUACAGAUUAUUUGCAUACUAAAGAAAUAAGAGGCAUGAUCUAUAAUGCUUUUACAAGUAAAUGGACCUGGUGCCGUCCAACUUGCAUGUUUUAUUCUUUGCACGCUGUUAAACCUAAAAGUAUAGGUAGUGUCAAAGAAUGUAGUGCUUUGUAGGAAUUUUCUCCUUAAUUGAAUUCAUAUUUUACUCACAAUAGACUUUUCGUAUUGUUGGAAAAUUGUUUUUUCUGCAACUGUCAAAAAAUGAUGAUGUUCGCACACUCAUGACAGUUUGCGAAGUGACACUUUUUUUCCCAGGUAUUGAUUUUUUAACGUUCCCAUGACGCCAUGCGCGAAAUAGCUGUUUGCACACUGGGUGUCAUGGUGACACAUACCUGUCAGGAAAUCAAAAAUAAUUAAAAUUCACUUAGCUUUGAUUGGAAAUGCAAUUUUAGCUUCGAAUGAUUGAUAUUUAAAUGGAGUUGUAGAAAAAAUAUUGUUUGCAACUCGGGCGCGAAAUACUUUGGUGAUCUCGACUAUUUUUUUAACUAUCACCAAAGUAGCAUUUCGCGCCUUUGAUACAAAAAUAACUAUUUUCUAUUUUGGUGUCAUAUCGAAGUCUUUUCGACACUAAAAGUAGUUUCGAAAAGAAGCUCUUUGUGACACUCCUUUUUUACUUUUCGCAGGUUGGUUACACUGGCUGACUGAUGGCCAUCGAACUGUCAUUCGCGAUUUUUUAAUAGAAGAUUUCUAUAUUUGGCAUCCAGUGUUACCAACCUAAACAUAUGAAAUCAGGAAGUAUGAUAAUAAAAUUUCCAAGAA
Molecule: messenger RNA, 1600 nt
Organism: Ceutorhynchus assimilis (cabbage seed weevil)
Lineage: Eukaryota; Metazoa; Arthropoda; Insecta; Coleoptera; Curculionidae
Source: the annotation of a GenBank genome assembly